GUGAGCCAGUGCGUAGCUGUGUGAGUCGGUGAGCGUGGUGAGCAUUCGGUGUUGGGUGACCUCUGGGGAGCUACAACCAUGUUACCACUGUGUAAACAUACACUACACGCACAUCGCUGCUUUGCUUACUUCACAACACUAAAGAAUUGCCUUCCUUCUUACUGUCUGAAGAGAUGGGCUUCUUCCUCUGUGCCUCGCAUCACAACACACUAUACCAUCUACCCACGGGGCCAGGACCAAAGAUGGGAAGGGGUGAACAUGGAAAGAUUUGCAGAGGAAGCAGAUGUUGUUAUAGUAGGAGGUGGUCCUGCAGGACUCUCUGCAGCAAUACGUCUCAAGCAACUAGCAGCUGAGUGUGACAAAGAGCUACGUGUGUGCCUAGUGGAGAAAGGAGCACAGAUUGGGGCACACAUUUUGUCAGGUGCUUGCCUUGAACCUCGAGCCUUGGAAGAGCUUUUCCCUGACUGGAAGGAACGAGGGGCUCCUCUAAAUACUCCUGUGACUGAAGACAAGUUUGGAAUAUUAACAAAAAAACACAGAAUCCCUGUCCCUAUCCUUCCAGGACUGCCAAUGAAUAACCAUGGAAAUUACAUUGUACGCCUUGGCCAUUUUGUUAGCUGGCUUGGGGAACAGGCAGAAGCUCUUGGAGUUGAGAUAUAUCCUGGCUAUGCUGCUGCAGAGGUACUUUUUCAUGAAGAUGGCAGUGUUAAGGGCAUAGCAACUAAUGAUGUUGGCAUCCAUAAGGAUGGCUCUCCCAAGUCUACUUUUGAACGUGGCUUGGAACUGCAUGCCAAAGUAACCAUCUUUGGGGAAGGUUGCCACGGGCAUCUUGCCAAGCAGUUAUACAACAAAUUUAAUCUGCGACAGAGCUGUGAGCCACAGACCUAUGCAAUUGGGCUUAAAGAGCUGUGGGUUAUUGAUGAGAAGAAAUGGAAGCCAGGCUGUGUUGAACAUACAGUGGGUUGGCCUUUGGAUAGACACACGUAUGGAGGUUCAUUCCUUUACCACCUUAAUGAAGGAGAGCCCCUUGUUGCGAUUGGGCUUGUGGUUGGAUUAGAUUAUCAAAAUCCAUAUGUGAACCCCUUUAGAGAAUUCCAGAGGUGGAAACACCACCCCAGUAUAGUGCCAACACUUGAAGGUGGAACCAGGAUUGCCUAUGGAGCUAGAGCAUUAAAUGAAGGAGGCUUUCAGUCUUUGCCGAAACUCACCUUCCCUGGCGGUAUACUUGUUGGGUGCAGUCCUGGAUUCAUGAAUGUGCCCAAAAUUAAAGGGACACACACAGCUAUGAAGAGUGGUAUGUUGGCUGCGGAAACCAUCUUUAAACAACUGACAGAUGAGAACAUCCAGUCAAAAACGCAAGGGCUUGAUGUACCAGAGUAUGAAGAACAACUGAAGAAGUCAUGGGUUUGGAAGGAGCUAUACUCUGUACGCAAUAUUAGACCUUCUUGCCAUGGGCCUUUGGGUUUGUAUGGUGGUAUGAUCUAUACUGGAAUCUUCUACUGGUUACUAAGAGGAAAGGAGCCAUGGACAUUAAAGCACAAAGGUUUGGAUAGUCAGCAGUUAAAACCUGCGAAGGACUGCAUACCAAUUGAGUAUCCAAAACCAGAUGGGAAGCUGAGCUUUGACCUCCUAUCAUCUGUUGCUCUCAGUGGUACUAAUCAUGAACACGACCAGCCUGCGCAUCUUACUUUAAAGGAUGACAGCACACCGGUGAAUAGAAAUCUGGCAAUAUUUGAUGGACCAGAGCAGAGAUUCUGCCCAGCUGGAGUAUAUGAAUAUGUUCCUCUGGAAUCAGGAGAGGGAUCCCGGUUACAAAUCAAUGCACAGAACUGUGUUCACUGCAAAACAUGUGAUAUUAAAGAUCCAAGUCAGAAUAUAAAUUGGGUUGUACCAGAAGGUGGGGGAGGACCCGCAUACAAUGGCAUGUAAAGCACAAAAGCAAAGCGGGAUUUUGCAUUCCUGCAUCAUGGAAUGGUUACUCCUUGGAAGGCCUGACAUCACAGGAAGAACAGUUAAUUACAGUGAAUGAAGCAUCUAAUUGAAUGUAUGUGACUGAACUGUGUGAAUAUACUAAUGUAGUACCAACAUCUGAUUUUUGUAUAGGAAACAAACCAUGUAAAUUGCUGGCAGAGGUGUGCCAAUAUAACACAUCAUUACCAU
Xenopus laevis (African clawed frog) is the source of this 2160-nucleotide messenger RNA. RefSeq names its product electron transfer flavoprotein dehydrogenase L homeolog (gene etfdh.L). NCBI's taxonomy places the organism in Eukaryota, Metazoa, Chordata, Amphibia, Anura, Pipidae. Gene Ontology annotation, cellular component: mitochondrion; mitochondrial inner membrane. Gene Ontology annotation, biological process: electron transport chain; respiratory electron transport chain. The record is from RefSeq and is marked provisional. Gene Ontology annotation, molecular function: electron-transferring-flavoprotein dehydrogenase activity; oxidoreductase activity; iron-sulfur cluster binding.